This is a messenger RNA of Colletotrichum phormii, 582 nucleotides long. RefSeq lists its product as uncharacterized. The transcript has a single exon. Bases 1 to 582 code for a protein of 193 amino acids. The record is from RefSeq and is a predicted model, not a curated record. Lineage: Eukaryota; Fungi; Ascomycota; Sordariomycetes; Glomerellales; Glomerellaceae.
AUGGAGCUGGCGAUCCAACGCGAGAUGGUGGAUCAGCACAAGGUACUUGAAAGCACCUCAGCCGGACAAGAAGUGUGCAAUACUUUGAACCAAGAGGAGGCAGAGAUCAAGACAUGCAUUGCUGAGUACUAUGAGGAGAUGCAACGAAUACGAAAGGAAAGAGAUGAAAGCAUGUAUCAAGAGCUUGAAGACCAUGAAGAGCUCAUCAGGAUUGCGAGAAGCAGGAGCGAAAAGAUAUGUCGUUACAGGCAGGCCGAGAUGAAGAAUUCUAUGGAGACCCUGAUCCGGGAUAACUUUGAUAGCGAUCACGUGGAGCCGGAGGAGGAGAAGAAGAAGAGGCUGGCCAAAGAAUAUGUCAUAGAGGAGUUCGAAGAAGGUCCAGAUUCCACAAGCACAGAGAAACGCAGUAGCCAAAGCGGCAGUCGACCCAGCUCCUUUGGCAUUCCCUGGAUGGUUACCUCGGGCGUUUCGCAGGCCAUGGGUCAGUGGUGGUCAAACCGAGACCAGAAGAACAUCGCCAUCAGCGUAAGCAUGCGGGGCAAAUAUUGCUCCCUCAUUGGUCCCGCGUACCGCAAGUCGUAA